UGCCUCUGCCUCUGCCUCUGUGUCUUUAGUCCUAUGCUUUUGCUUUUGCUUUUGCUUUCAGGCAUUAAUUAGUUAUUAUUUAUUUAUUCCGUUUAUUCGUUUUCCAUUUUCAUGUAAUUUCGUUUGGGGAAAGCGGCGGCGGCCAAACUGGAAAUCUCCUGAUCCUUCCCUCUAUUUUUUUCCUUUUCCUUUCCCUUUCUCUCCUCCAUCCUUUCUCCCUCCCUCCUCCCUCUUCUCCUUUUCUUCCCUUCCCCUCCCAUCAGGGGCCAUUCUGCCCUCCCUCACUUCUCCCAGGAUAUUGUGCGUGUGCGUGUGUGUGUGUGUGUGUGUCUUUUUGAGAAGAGAUCAAUCUUACCAGAUCAAUCUCUCCGAAAUGGAGUAUUCCGGAACUACGGUCCUGAACCCCGUGCGGCCCGAUCACUCCUUAUGGGGAAGAAGCACACCGCAAUCUCAGAUUAUCAUCAACCCCUCGCAGUCCUCGGCCGCCAUUAAGCCCGACCCCAUCACUAUCCCUAUCACCACCACCACCACCACCAACACGACCACCACCAUCACCGCUACCGCUACCGCUACUGCCCUGAUCAUGAAUAAAGAUUCGCCCUCGCAGUCCCUUUCUCAAUCCACCUCGGUCGACAAACCCAUUCUGCCCAUGGAACCCACCCACCCCGGUCGCGGCAAACAACUCACCAUUCCCGAGCAAGUAUGUCUUGUCAAACUAUGUGCCGCCUCCAUGGAUGAUUACGAUGCCCACGCCUACCCCAAGAGUUUCUGGAUCAAGAUUGCCAACACCCUCGAGAUGCGGACCGGCCGUCGCUACUCCUGGCAAUCCUGUCGUCGUCGCAUCUACACCUACGUCGCCAAACGCUCCGCUUACUAUGAAUCCUUCCGACAAGGUCGCCCCCAUCCGACUAUCGACAUUCCCAAGGAAGUCCUCGGCCUGUUGAACCAUUGGAUCAGCGACAUUGACCGGGCCAAGUACACUGAGAACCGCCCGGCCGAGGAAGUGCGGACCAAGCCCAAGCCCGUUGCUCCGGUCGCUGCACCCGUGCACAAGGAGACUCCCACGGCCCAGCCCGCGGCGCGGAUUACCCUCCCCGAACAUGAUAUGGUGGUCACCAUGAACCGGGUAUAUACCUGGCUCCGGAAUCUCCCACCCCCGGAGGAGAUGGAGCAGAUGGCGAUGUGGGGCGAAGAACCGAAGGUCGCUGCCGCUCCAGUGCGAACACGGGGUGAUAUAUUCGCUGCCUUCGCUCGCCCACUAAGCCGAGAUACCACCCCGCAGCAAACGCACCGGUCGCUCUUGGGAGUCGGGGACCGCCUCGGUCAAACAACUGCCCAGCGUUUGGCGGAGGAAAGAACCAGCUCCCCCUCGCAGGCAAUGGCUCCGCGGUCAUCGUCUAUGGCUCUCCACCAGUCCUCUCUGGGUCACAAUCCUCUCAAGAGACAUCGGGACGCUGAUGAUGAGGGCGCCUGCGACCGUCCCGCUCAACGUCUUCGCGCCUAUCCCGAUGGCAAUGCUGCCGCCUUGAACACGGCCCUUGGUGGAUCCGUGGACAAGUCGUUACUGGUGUUCCGUCACAAGAUGAAGAUGAUCGAAGAAUGUAUUGAGUUCACCUUCGGCAAGAUCAUCGACCGAAUCUCCCCGGGUAUGGGACGACAGGAGACCAAGCCGCCGGGGUUUCCGGGAGCGUGCGAGUCGAUCAUUAAUGAUCUUUUCAAGGACGUGGGCAUGUCUGUUGCCCGGGCCUUGUUGCGCAUUGACAAGGCAUCUGCUGCAGAACGUGCAGCCACGAACACGAACUAAAAUCGAUCGACAUAUCGAUACACACAUACGACAUUCGUACAUAUAUACCUUCAUGAUGAUUGAGUGAUAUGAGGUUUCUUUACGUCUAUACCUGAUCUUUGGCUUAGCUUGAUUCACCGUUUCAGCACGCUACAUUUUUUUCUCAUUUCCUAAUUUGCAUUUCA
Aspergillus aculeatinus CBS 121060 is the source of this 1968-nucleotide messenger RNA. RefSeq lists its product as uncharacterized. The record is from RefSeq and is a predicted model, not a curated record. Bases 374 to 1804 code for a protein of 476 amino acids. NCBI's taxonomy places the organism in Eukaryota, Fungi, Ascomycota, Eurotiomycetes, Eurotiales, Aspergillaceae. The transcript has a single exon.